AUGUCAAAGAAAUCAGAUCUUCUCGUCAGGGUCAGGUAUCUCAAUCCGGUGCCCAAUCCGCCUUUUCCCCCAAAGUUGCUCGAUGUAUCAACCGAUAUAAACCGAUUAGGAGAACCAAGCUACCUCAACCACCUGGCCGCUAGUACCCAGCUGCCUAUGCUCGUCGACUCUGAGAUGGGUAUGCCAUUAGACCUAAAUGCGUAUGAUGGAAUAUGGGAUGGUCAGGACCAAACCUUGAACCCUGCGCUUGAUGCUGGACGAGUUCAUCAUCCGAUAGAUGUCGCUCUUUUGGCACCUUUCAACCCACCACCAGAAGCCAAUGGGGACGUCAAGGUGCCUGUGGCAACAGAAGUGUCCUGGAUGAGGAAUAACAAUUAUCUGACUAGAAAGAAUAACGCUCGACGCAAAGAGGCCGCAGAGGCAAAGGCCGAGGAGGUAGUAGAUGCAUCAGAAGCUGCUCAAAUAAUGGCAAUUGAAAAAUCAUUCCAUGAUCUAUACGAACAGGAUCCCAAAGAUAUCAAACACCCAGAUAAGAAGAAGCGGGGAUUGACGAGCUACGAUAUCUUGCCAGAUGUGGAAAGCUGGGAGAAUUCAUAUGCCCUGGUUAGAUUCCCGGAACGUCCCUCAGCAGCAACGGCAAUUAACCCCGCUGCCACUGCCUCUUCACCUCGGUUGGCUAAAGCUAUCUUGAGACCGAUCAGAGAGGACGAAGACCAGCAGCUGAUUGAAUUCUAUCUACCGAAAGAGGAGGAUCUCACCAAUUUGGAAGAAGCAUAUGAACGCGCGAUCCCGUCUGAUGAGGUUGACAAUGUAUAUGCUGUCACACAAGAGGACCCUAACGAUCCUACGCUUCCUGAUAUCUUCCCUCACGUGCAUUAUGAUCGAAUUCGAAUGUACGAAGUUCUCUCAGCAGCCCCACCUACAAAAGAAAUACUGGUAUCGUUCCAGGAAGAUCAGAACGAGAGAGAGGAGGAAGAUGGAAGUGAUGAGGAUGACGAGCGUCCGAAGAAGAGGAGAAAGGGUGUCUACUACCACGAGAUUAACUUCAGGACUCUUUUGCGGAAGACGCGAGCCAAGCGACGAGAGGAGGUGGCACUCACGGCUGACCUGUGGGACAAAGCUGUGGUGGGCUAUCGACAACCUGCGGGCAAGGAUGAGAAGGAAAGGGAAAUGAGUAAAGCCCAGGUAUCGGAUCCAACCUGGGCCAACGAGGAAUUACGAAAAUUGAGAGGUGGAGAUAACAUGGCUGAACUCCAAGGAGAAGCGAUCCAAGAUGAAGAUGUUGAAUUGGAUGAAGAGGCUCAAAAGAUAGAAGCAGCUGUCCACGAGGAGGAGGAUGCCGAUGAAGAUUAA
Messenger RNA from Kwoniella botswanensis, 1353 nucleotides. RefSeq lists its product as uncharacterized. The record is from RefSeq and is a predicted model, not a curated record. Gene Ontology annotation, molecular function: RNA polymerase II complex binding; chromatin binding. Gene Ontology annotation, cellular component: Cdc73/Paf1 complex. Lineage: Eukaryota; Fungi; Basidiomycota; Tremellomycetes; Tremellales; Cryptococcaceae. Bases 1 to 1353 code for a protein of 450 amino acids. The transcript has 7 exons. Gene Ontology annotation, biological process: transcription elongation by RNA polymerase II.